UCAAAGAUCAAUUCUUUUAAUUCUUACACACAGUGAUUGGUGUAGAGAAAUAUCAAGAUUUUUUCAGAGAUAGAUUACACUUAGUACCCAAUACGAUCAUGAAGGUUGAUUCACUCUCUUCCAUUGGCUUCGUCUUCAUCUUGGCCUUAGUGUUCAUCCCUUGUUCAGUUUCAGUACCCUUCAUAGUACUUCAUGGUAUUGGAGAUCAGUGUGCCAAUAGAGGAGUUAAACAAUUUACAGAGCGACUGAGGGACUUUUCCGGUGUGAAAGGAUAUUGCAUAGAAGUUGGGGCUGGAACAUGGGAUUCUUGGUUUGUGCCUCUUGAGGAACAGACCAGAAUUGUGUGUGAGAAGGUUAAAGAAAUGGAUGAACUCAGAGAAGGUUACAAUAUUGUUGGUCUCUCCCAGGGAAAUUUAAUAGGCAGAGGUGUUGUAGAAUUUUGCGACAAUGGACCUCCGGUUAAGAACUUUGUCUCUUUAGGAGGGCCUCAUGCGGGUAUUGCUUCUGUGCCUCUCUGCGGUUCUGGCAUAAUUUGCAUUAUUGCAAACAAGCUAAUCAAAGGGGAGAUAUAUAGUGACUAUAUCCAAGAACACUUGGCUCCCAGUGGUUAUAUUAAAUUGCCAAAUGCUAUGACUGAUUAUUUAGGGAGGUGUAGGUUUCUUCCAAAACUCAACAAUGAACUCCCUGAUGAGAGAAACUCUACUUACAAGGAAAGAUUUAGUAGCUUACAAAACCUGGUCCUUAUUAUGUUUGAGCAUGACAAUGUUUUGGUACCUAGAGAAACCUCGUGGUUUGGAUAUUACCACGAUGAUGCCUUCAACUCAAUUGUAGGUCCACAGAAGACUGAUCUGUACACUGAAGACUGGAUUGGUUUGCGAACAUUGGAUGAAUCUGGAAGGGUCAAAUACAUUAGUGUUUCAGGAGGUCAUCUUGGAAUCUCAAAAAGUGAUAUGAAGAAUCACGUAGUGCCUUACUUGGUAAGUUCAACCAGGCCAAAGAAUGGAUACAGCAAGGUUUAUGGGCUUUAGCAUGGAGUUGUGGAAAGCAAUGAGGAAAUCGUGUGAUUCUCAGUUGAUGAGAAAGCAGAUAAGCUGAACUUGUUCAGUAGAUUUGUUUUGUAUACGAAAUCAACUGAAACUAAUUGCUGAAAGGAACUAUAAAACAAAAUUAUAGCGGUCGAUGGGGCUGCAUCGUACAGAA
Messenger RNA from Argentina anserina (silverweed cinquefoil), 1200 nucleotides. RefSeq lists its product as uncharacterized. The transcript is spliced from 12 exons. Gene Ontology annotation, molecular function: thiolester hydrolase activity. Bases 99 to 1028 code for a protein of 309 amino acids. Gene Ontology annotation, cellular component: intracellular membrane-bounded organelle. The record is from RefSeq and is a predicted model, not a curated record. Lineage: Eukaryota; Viridiplantae; Streptophyta; Magnoliopsida; Rosales; Rosaceae.